Molecule: messenger RNA, 4127 nt
Organism: Cimex lectularius (bed bug)
Lineage: Eukaryota; Metazoa; Arthropoda; Insecta; Hemiptera; Cimicidae
Product: PX domain-containing protein kinase-like protein
Exons: 10
Coding region: 272-1870 (532 amino acids)
Biological process (GO): endosome to lysosome transport; protein targeting to lysosome; early endosome to late endosome transport
Cellular component (GO): extrinsic component of endosome membrane; early endosome; late endosome
Molecular function (GO): ATP binding; protein kinase activity; phosphatidylinositol binding
Source: RefSeq, a predicted model, not a curated record
AAUGUCGGCAUUUGUUUAUAACGGAGGUUAAAGUUUACAACAUAAUCUUUUUUUUUCUUCCUGCCCGCAGUUCGCUCUUUUUUCAUGACAGAACACUCAACGUUUUUUUUCCUUUCUUGUCACUCAACCGUUCUCUUAUCACACGUGUCCGACGUUUUUGAGUUAUUUUCUAGUCUUUUCAAUCCUGCCUUUGACGCGAUUGUGUAUUUCCUCCGUUGAGUCUCGAUACGAAACGAUAAGACAUUUAACAUUUUGUUACUGUUGCUGUCAGAUGUCUAUAUUUGAAAGAAAGCUGAUAAACAAAGUGUACCUGGACGACACUGUCAGCAUAUCAGCCACCAUCAUAAAUGCAGAGUCCGUCCAAGGGCAUACCGAGUACGUGAUUAGGGUCCAAAGGGGUUUGCUUCCUGAGAACAGCUGGCAUAUUCAAAGGAGGUACAAUGAUUUCUUAUCUCUACACCAGGAAUUCCAAGCGGAUGGCAUUUCCCUUCCUUUUCCACCAAAAAAAAUUAUCGGAAAUAUGGAUAGGGAAUUCAUUGCUGAAAGACAAGUAGCAUUACAAAAAUAUUUAGAUGUGAUACUGCAAGAUCCUUUGUUUUCGAGUCAGCUUGGAGUAAAAAAAUUUCUGGAUCCACACAACUACAAAUUUUACCACGCCCUCGGUCAAACCCAGAUGUGCAUCAAGUUGCGGGGGGAGUUGGAUGUUAAAAUAGUGAAACAGUUACCACAUUUGGGCUGGAGGUUAAGAAAGGAGCACUACCUUGUAACUUUGGAACCAAAUAAUAAAGAAGAGUACAUAUUAACAUGGACCCCGUUUGGACCGGACAAGUUCUUAGACGAAAAGCAAAUAUUAUCCGUUCUCAAAUCAUUUGCAAGCUUACAGCAUAUAAAUAUAAUACCAAUAACAAAGGUUGGGAUAUGUAAAGAUGGAGGCUGGGUGAUAAAACAGGCUAAAAAGUGUGGCUCGGUCUUGGAUAUGAUGUAUGGUGUGAAAUCUCCGUAUUUUACAUCUGCUCUUAGAAAAUAUAGGAGUGUAGAACUGAAGAAUUUGUUACCAGUUCCUAAGGUGAUUGAAAUCGCUUCUCAAAUUCUUCAAAUCCUCACUUUCUUACAUCAUAACGGAGUUUAUCAUGGACAUUUACAUUUAGGAAAUGUAACCCUUGAUGGAGAUGUUGUAAAGUUAUUAGACUUAGAAAAUUCACUCUUUGCUCUUCCUUCUUACUACAGGGAAAGUUUUGUGAAAGUAAAACAAAUACAAUCAAUGCAGGCAAUUGAUGUUUACAGUUUUGGCCUUAUUAUUUAUGAAAUGUUGUUUGGCAAACCUUUUACCGAUGUACAUUUGAAAGAAAUCACUGAGUGCCCUCCAGUUUUCAAGUCUGUCCUUGAGUCGAUUUUGUGCCCUCGGAGCAAAGCAGCACUACCAACUGUAACAGAUCUUUUGAAUAGUCAAAUUUUUCACCAAGGACCACCAGCUCCACAACCACUCUUAAAGCUCACUUCUUCCUCAAAACAACACCUUCUCUCAAAUGGUACUAAAUUGUUGGAGCGUCUGAAUGAAGACCAAGUUAAGUAUCGUCAAAAUAUUCGUACGAAGAAGAUGUAUGGAAUGCUUAACUAUGAUGGUAAAUUAGUGGUUUGCUUUAAGGAUAAGGCCCAAAUAAAGGAAGACAAUGAAAUUAAUGGUAGCAUAGAUAUUUCAAACAAGGCUGAAAGUAUUUCAAGCAAAGAUUCUUCUAAAAAUUCAGGUUGCAGUGAAGAGAAGUUAACAUCGCCUCCUUUAAUUGAAGACGAAGGCCGAAGUGCUCUUCUUGGAGCGAUUUGCAAUUUUAACAAGAAUAAGUUAAAAAGGGUAGACAAACAUAGUAGGUAGAUUUCACCCUCAGUGUCAAAAGUCACUGGAACAUAAGUGAUUGGAUGAAAUUACAUAGAAUUAAAAAUAAUGUUUAAAAAGAGAAAGAGAACCACUAACUGCCUAGAGUAUUUUUGAUAGGUUUCAUUGAACCAAACGUAAAACCAAAUGUGUAAGAAUAACAAAGUAGUCAAUGAGAAAUGAAAUAAGAAAAAAAAUGGUUAAAAUGCCAAGUAUUUAGCUAGUCAUAAAUUUUGGAUGGUCUUAAACAUCUAAUGCUAAAUAUUUUUUAUAAACAUUAUUGCUUUAUUUAUUUAGAAAUAAUAAUUUACAUAAUAGAAAUUAUAUAUAUAAGGGGAUUCAAGAUUUGUGUUGUAUGUUAGAGCUUGUUAAGUCGAGUCGAAAAUGGUUGGUACUCGGUAAGCCUAAUGCCCCUGUUCUUAUUUCUAUGCUAACAUAUUAGUUUUUCUCUGUAGUGUGUCACACAUGAUGCAUGGCAACUAAAAACUUUUGUCAAAGGUUUAAUAGUUUUUGAAGAUUUGUUACUGCUCAUAAAGCUUUUGUUUUCAUUUGUGAAGGAAGAGUAUUUUUACAAAGUACCAAAAGUCACUCAAAAGAUAAGACUAAUCAAUACUUUGAUUCAAAAUGCAAUCUUAGAUAUGUGUGAAAAAUUGCAUGAUGAAAUAGGAGAAGAGCUCAUUGAAUGUUAGAAGUUAGACAUAUUAUACAGCACAUAAAUUGCGCCCUAUGUAAUCAAAGACAAAUAUCUGACUGACCAGAUAAGGAGGAGAUAGAAUAAUUGGUUUGUGAAUCCAGUAAAACAUCUCAAUUCAUGUCAACCAUAUUUGUUACCUAAGUGCUAACGGCUAAAACUCUAACUACAGUGCUAUUCAGUUUGAUUUAAAAACUAACAUAGAUCGGGCAAUGUUAAGUAGCUGAUUCUAACAGACCUACAUUCAUCUUUUUUCUUGAACUGACAUAACCUAAGAGUUAACAGGGUUCACACAAGGAUCAUGAAUACCCCUGUGAUUUUAAGAACCAAUAUUACACAAAGAAAUGGCUUCGACAUUAACUAAUCGGAGCUAAAUAGUCAAGGAUUCAAAUUCAGAAGUAUCAAACUGUCAUUAAGAUUUUUUGUAGAAAUUAUGAAAAUCCACAUAAUAAUAAUGAUAGUUGAUUCUUAAUGAUUUAGUUUAAUAUAAAAUUGUUAAAAAAUACAGGAUGGCAAUGAAGCCUGCGUUAGUGACCCUAACUCCACCUAACCUAAUCUGACCCUAACUCUAACCCCACCUAACUUAAACUGUCUGUAAUCUUACUUAAUAUUAUUUAACCUAUCCCUAACUCCACCUAACCUAAUUUGUCCCUAACCCUAACCCCACCUAUCCUAUGUAACUUAACCUGUCCCUAAACUCACAUAACCUAACCUGUAUGUAACAUUACAUAAUGUAAUUUGACCUGUCCCUAACUUAAUAUGACUAACUCUAACCUCACCUAUCCUAACCUGUCUAUAAUCUUACAUAAUGUCAGCUUAUAGGAGCUAAAUAGUCGAGGAUUCAAAUUCAGAAGUAUCAAACCAUCAUUAAGAUUUUUUGUAGAAAUGAUUAAAAUCCACGUAAUAAUAAUUAUAGUAACCUGUUCCUAACCCCACAUAAUCUAAUCUGCUCGUAACUCUAAUCCCACUUAACCUGUCCCUAAUCUUACAUAAUGUAACUUAACCUGUCCCUAACCCCCCACAUAAUUUAACCUAUACUCAACUCUAACCCCAUAUAACCUAACAACCCAAAUCCAACCCAAUCCAUGUUUUCUACAUUUUACGGUACAUCAUACGGUAUUGUUUGUUAGUGUAUCAGACCGACUAAAGCUACGUACGUUUUAAACUAAAAAGUAAUCCAUCAUUAAUAAUGAGUUGGACAUUACCUCUACUUCCAGUAUUUACAUGCAUUUACCUACAACUUUAUGCCCCUUAAUGAAGGAAUAAAACAAAAUUGAUAAGAGGACCGUUUGCGAAAACGACGGGUUUAACCUCGACAAAGGUUUACUUCUUUUACAAAAUGUCUGUUAGUUAUUUGAAUUGAGUUAAAUUUAAAAAUUACGGAAUUUUUUUUUAAUGCAGCAUAGUUAUGAAUCCCUAUAUUCGCCCUUCAUUGCUUAUAUUAUAUAUAUUAUGCAGGGUGGGCGACCAAGACCCGAGGGUUUAAAUGCCUUGGGAGACUCGUACCCGAUCACAAAAAAGUCCGAGAUUUGGUCGGCUCACAUGUAUAGCAUAAACCUCUUGGAA